This is a messenger RNA of Carassius auratus (goldfish), 1655 nucleotides long. It is a transcript of the gene pabpn1, whose product is annotated as poly(A) binding protein, nuclear 1. NCBI's taxonomy places the organism in Eukaryota, Metazoa, Chordata, Actinopteri, Cypriniformes, Cyprinidae. The coding region runs from base 353 to 1207 and encodes 284 amino acids. The record is from RefSeq and is a predicted model, not a curated record. The transcript is spliced from 7 exons. Gene Ontology annotation, molecular function: poly(A) binding. Gene Ontology annotation, cellular component: nucleus.
CUACGGCUUCCAUUUCUGUUCUGGAACACACACAAGACCUCGCGAAGAAUACACAUUUGCUUUUCUGAAUUUGUCUUCUAAUGUAAAUAGAGUAAUUAGUGCGACAUAUUGACGAAUUUAAACUUAUUUGUAUUUGGAUAAAUAGUGUUGUUGUUUUUUUCCGCUUACGGACACGUUUGAGCUCCAGAAGAAGCGAGGCGGGCUUUUAUUCCCCAUUUUAACUUUAGUGAGCGGCAUUUUCCGCCGUUUUUUUUUUAUUGACCCCCUCCUCCCCCUCUCUCUCGCUCCCCCCCGUGAGAGUCGCGGCCUGUAGUGCAGCCACGAGGCGCGUCGGACCACCGGGAAUCAGGCGAUGGCGGAGUUUGGUAACGGACUGGCAGAGGAAUCUCUGCUGGACUCAGACCCGGGACACUCAGAACUUGAAGACCCAGGCGUCGGCGAUGAAGAACCGGGAUUAGACGAGGGAGAGGCCGCUAUUGAUGAUCCGGAGCUGGAGGCAAUUAAAGCCCGGGUGAGAGAGAUGGAGGAGGAGGCAGAGAAACUGAAGGAGCUACAGAACGAGGUGGAGAAACAGAUGAAUCUCAGUCCUCCACCUGCUGGUCCUGUCAUUAUGUCCAUUGAAGAGAAGAUGGAAGCAGAUGGGAGAUCUAUUUACGUUGGAAAUGUGGAUUAUGGUGCGACGGCAGAGGAGUUGGAGGCGCAUUUCCAUGGCUGUGGUUCCGUAAACAGAGUCACCAUCUUGUGUGACAAGUUUACAGGACACCCCAAAGGGUUUGCGUAUAUAGAGUUCGCAGACAAGGAGUCUGUUAGGACAGCCAUGGCACUGGAUGAGUCUUUAUUCAGAGGAAGGCAGAUUAAGGUUGGUGCCAAGAGAACAAAUCGUCCUGGCAUUAGCACCACAGACCGCGGUUUCCCUCGGGCCCGCUUCCGCUCACGGGGAGGAAACUUCUCAUCCCGGGCGCGCUACUACAGUGGCUACACACCCCCCAGAGGCAGGGGACGGGCCUUCAGGUUUCAGGACCAGUGGAGACUGACUACCCCUCCCUCCGUGGCCGCGGCGCCCCCUACUGUCUCGGCGGCGUCUCUGUCUCUUUCUGCACCCGCUAUGCACACUCACCCCAUCCUCUCCAUGUGGGGGGGAGGGGGAGGGGGACAGGGUGACCACCGGCCCACUGCGGGAGGCAUUUAUUACAAUAACAAGCGCUGAGCUUUACCAACAUGAAUAUACUGAGAUGCACCAGGCCCAUGUUAACACAGACAUACAGACACCGCACACACCCAACACACACACAUUUAUAUAUCGUGAAGGCCGAGCCAUGAUAGAGCAAUGGCUGCUUAAAUUGCGAGUGAGUGAGAGAGGCAGGACUAGAAAGAGCUUGAAGGGGAGGGUUCUUCUAGGGCCUUGUCUUUCUCAGUGCACAGUGCAGUUAGGGCACGAUGGAGCACUAACGCGUGGGCUACAGGUAUCGGUUAAAUGAGGAGGGCUUCUGAGCUUUUAUUUCGGGGGGAGGGAGGGGGGUUUGUGUGGAGAGGGGUUUCUCGUUUCUGUUCAUUUUCCUUUUUCAGAUGGGGGAGUGGGUGUGGACGAAAAGAGAAAAGAUGUUUUCCUUUUUUUAUUUUAUUUUUAACCCAUGAGUCUGUAAUUAGAAAAAAAA